AGCCUGGAGUGCAAGCCAACGGUGGAAGCACAAGAAAGAGCGGAGAGCAAGCAGGACCGCCGCUGAAAUGGCCACCAAACUUGUGGAUCUGGUGUACUGGCGUCACAUGUGGAGGACUGGUGUGGUGUUUACAGGGCUGGUAAUCGGUCUGGCCAGCUUGUUCCAGCUUAGUGCCGUCACUGUGGUCUCCAACGUCUUUCUGGGUGUCAUGUGCAUCACCUUCCCCCUCCGUUUUUAUUAUAAGCUACUGGAGCUCCUGCGCUGGAACCCCGGGGUUCACCCCUUUCAGUCGUGUCUGGAUUAUGACAGCUCUCUGACAAAUAAGGAGACGGUGAUGCUGGUGGAGGAGAUAGUGCUGCUGAUCGCAUUUGCUGUCACAGAAAUCAAACGGCUCAUUUUCAUUGAAAACAUAUUUGACUCUAUUAAGUUUGUUGUGCUUCUGUAUCUGCUGACCUAUGUUGGCGUCCAAACUAAUGGACUGACCCUGGUAAUAAGUGCUGUGAUCGCUGUUUUCUCCCUUCCUCUGCUGUACAAAAAGCAGCAGGUGCGGAUAAGAAGGAUGACUAGAGCCGUCAGAGCUUUUGUAAAGAGAGUCAAAAGCCUGUUCUCCAGUGUGUACGAUUUGGCGAGGCCCCCUCCUGCCCCUGCACCAAAACCUGCAAUUUCAGCUGCAAAUGUGCCCAAACAGAAAGCCAAGUCAAAGUAACUGUGUUGGUCACGUAUUGAAAACACCCAGCAUUUGGGAUUUGGGGAAAGCCUGGAAGGGCACAUCCUCUGGGGGGCCGCUGGAGGGGCUGCUCGUUUCCACUUCUCCACCAUGAUGUUUGUUUAUGGGAGCAAGAUAUAAUUGAUCCUGACAGCUUAAACAAAGCUGCCAUUCACUGAAGGAGAGAGAGGAUGAGGAGGUGUAUGAGGAGGGGAAUUUUAUUUACUGUGAUGCUCUCUGUGGGCAGCGUCUAAUAGAACCAGUUCACACAGUCAUCCUCUUCAAGUAGGCUAUGGAUGGCACAGAACAUCACAGCUUUUUUUUUCUUUAAUAACAAGUGUAUUUUUACAUAACUAGUGCGCUGUGUUCCUGUCAAACUGUGGAAGUAUUUAUAAUGAAGCCCUGCAGCAUUAUUGCUGCUUUUAUUAUGAAGCAUCAUUCAUUGUUAGCUGGAUAGAAUAAAAAGACAUGAACAUUGCCUGCUAUUAAUCAGCAUUAAUAGUGUUGCACUUGCUAAGUCGAGGAAAAAGCUUGGUAAGCAGCCAGCCCUACAACCUUUAAAAGACUUACAUGAGAAAUAAUGAGAGUGUUCUCCUUUAAUCUUAGUGCUAAUCACUUUUAAUUAGAAACAAACAGUGACCUCAUAUUGUGGGAAAGCAGUUUGCUAAUAAAAAAAGUACAACUCUUAACAAGUGGGAGGAAUUUUGACUGUACAUGCAGUUCAUUUUGAUUGAUCAAAACACAAAAAGGCACUUUCUAGAUAACAUCUUAGACUGUAUACAAAAGAUGGACAUAGCAACCAUGAAAUCACCCAAAGUUUAAAAAAAAAAUUGCCAUGUUGAUGUUUUUUUAAACCACACGACAUGAGUGUGGGACGGUUUUGGUUGUGUAACUGGGCGACACCACACGCUCCCUGGCUAACGACUUGUCAAUCACAUGGUAAAGCAUUCCUUGCUUUA
Molecule: messenger RNA, 1665 nt
Organism: Oreochromis aureus
Lineage: Eukaryota; Metazoa; Chordata; Actinopteri; Cichliformes; Cichlidae
Gene: rtn2b
Product: reticulon 2b
Exons: 7
Coding region: 68-706 (212 amino acids)
Source: RefSeq, a predicted model, not a curated record